Messenger RNA from Saprolegnia diclina VS20, 917 nucleotides. RefSeq lists its product as hypothetical. Gene Ontology annotation, molecular function: protein binding. Lineage: Eukaryota; Oomycota; Saprolegniomycetes; Saprolegniales; Saprolegniaceae. The record is from RefSeq and is a predicted model, not a curated record. The transcript is spliced from 4 exons. The coding region runs from base 213 to 863 and encodes 216 amino acids.
CGGUUUUUGGCCAAUGAACUCUUAGCGAUCGCCGUCUUCGGCGCGUCGUCCAUGCACCUCGCAACACCGGCGGCCAUGCGAUGCCAGCUAAAGACAUGUUGUCUGCUCUCGUGUGAUGCACUAUUAUGAGUGGCAGCAGUGGAGUUCGAUGUAGUCUUGGAGUGGGGUCGCUUAGGUGACGUGGGUUUAGUCAUCAAAAGCAACAAAUCGGGAUGGCACGCGUCCAGCUGCAGCUCAAGAAGCGCAAGCGCCAGGAGGCGCGGACGGCAGAGGCCGCGCCGUGCUUUCUCUCGCAGUCGCAGCUCGAGGCCAUGACCGAGUACGAGUACGCCGAUGCACAAGCUUCGUCAGCGCCGCUGGUAGCGCUGCCAUCGCUCGAGGACGUCGCGCACAAGGUCAAGCGACUCCAAGACGAAGGCAACGUCUUGGCCGAAGCAGAGCGGUACCGGGCCGCGAUGGAUCGCUGGCGGCAGGCGAUCGAGUACGACCCAACACACGCGGUGCUCCAUGAGCUCUUGGCCCAAGCGCACUUGGCCCUUGGCGAGUUCUUCCAGGGCAUCCAGGUAGCAACGCGCGCGGCCGAGCUCGCGCCGACGUGGGCCGACGCGCACAUCACGUUAUCUCGUUGCCAAUUCAACUACGGCGAGCUCGACCUCGCGCUGGCGUCCUUGCAGGCCGGCAUGGCGCUCGUGGUCGACCCGAUCGAGCGAACAGCGCUGCAAGAUGAGGCGCACGACAUGAUGCGGCUGCGCGCGGAGCGGGACGCGGUCCUCGGGCAGGGCGAAGCGCUGCUGACAAGGUUGACGCGACGGGACGACGUCCAAGUCGCGGAGUGCAAACUGAACCUCGCGCGGCGGGGAUAAGACAUGAUAUAAAUGGUAUAAAUGGUCAAAAUCUAUCAUGUUCAAAAAGACACA